AUGUUGGUCGCCAUACCCAUACUUUUGGCCUUUCUGGCCAUCCGCGCGGACUUGGUCCACGCGGCUCCUCGAAAGCUAUCCGAAGUCUUCGACGUGAACAUGGCAGGUUUCGAGCCGUCGAAUGGCAAUCCCAAUCAAGGCUCCUGGCACGGCUCAUGUCUACGUCCUCUCAACAACCCCCAGUUUCCCGGAAACACAAAACCACUCUUCGAUCCUGCCGCCGACUUCAACAGUCGCGACAAUAUCCUCAACAACAUCUGGUAUCAGAUAUACCAAAUGACCUAUCAAGCUCGUGUUGCACUCGGGAACACUAAUCUCAAAACUUAUCCGGAAGCGCAGAAACUCAUAUGGUCAUUCUGGGCUAUCUGGUGGACUGAUAUUUGGAGCGAGACGAAUCCGAAUGGAUCGGUGCAGCCGCGAGGACAGAUUGGGAUGAAGUUGAAGGCGAUACGAGAUCGAUACAAGAAGCUACACGAAUUGUUCGAGCCUCCGCAGUCAGCGUCGCCAAUGAGCAGGCGGGACAUGCCCAAGCUCUCUUGCGAUUCGACAUACUUUGAGUUGCAAGAUCGGAAUGAUCCCGCGCUUGACAAGAACGGAAAAGAGAUCAUUGAUCCUGAAACGGAUGAGCCUUACAAUCUCAAGGACUGGGAGGCCGAGCAUGGUCGAAUUUUUGAAGAUAUGUGGUAUUUGUGGUACGACAUCGGCACCGACAAAGGAUAUCUCGUCCUAUCAAGGAAGGACUACCCCCCUGAAGCACCAAACAAGCCAUGGCAGUGGGCACUCGACAAAGAUACCGGCGAGCCAUCAUACUGCGCACAAGGAACAGAAAAGGGAACAGAGCGAAUGGGUGCUGUCUUCGUUCCCAUCGAAGCCUACGAAGCUUCAUCCGACUCUGGUAGCUCAGACGAAGACGAAGAUCACGGUGCCGAUGCCUGGACACAAUCGAAUCACAUCAUUUUGUGCCCACAAAGCUUCAACGCUGGGCGGCCAGACGACUUCCUCGAACCAGAAUACGAUGACUCCACGCUCGAUGAUAUGGAGAUCACGGCGCUGACAUUGUACCAUGAACUCUGGCAUCACCUCUAUCCAGGUCGAUGGGCUCCGGACUAUAAGGCUAUGCCGGCAGUACGGGAUGCCAACAACAAAGUGUCCCCAUUAUGGCCAGCCCACAAAGCAGGCUACAGAACCGACUACGAGCACGACAUCAGCGGUGCGUUAGAAAGCAUGCAGCUCGCACAAUACGAGCGAGCCAUACCCGAGACGUUGAACAUCAACGAGUUCAAGACCUGGAGGUGUCCCGAGUGCUAUGCUUGGUUUGGACGGGCGUAUUACUUGACUGUCAAAGCGGAACAGGAUUGGUCAACAGGGUUGCUCAGACCUCACGGGAGUCCUUUCGUGGGUCCGACAGAGAAUGCACCAAACGACAAACAUGCCGUGGCGAACAUUUCUGCACACUCUUUUGGGACGAUCGAAGCGCCGUAUGAGGGCUGGGAUUUCGACAAGGAAGAUGAGCUUCUGGAGGAUGGUGAAAUCUGA
Cercospora beticola is the source of this 1536-nucleotide messenger RNA. RefSeq lists its product as uncharacterized. NCBI's taxonomy places the organism in Eukaryota, Fungi, Ascomycota, Dothideomycetes, Mycosphaerellales, Mycosphaerellaceae. The record is from RefSeq and is a predicted model, not a curated record.